AUGGAUCACUCAUUCAGUGGGGCACCCCGAUUCCUGACCCGGCCCAAGGCCUUCAUGGUGUCGGUGGGCAAGGACGCCACGCUGAGCUGCCAGAUCGUGGGCAACCCCACGCCGCAGGUGAGCUGGGAGAAGGACCAGCAGCCCGUAGAGGCGGGUGCUCGCUUCCGCCUGGCCCAGGACGGCGACCUGUACCGUCUCACCAUCUUAGACCUGGCACUGGGCGACAGCGGGCAGUACGUGUGCCGCGCACGCAACGCCAUCGGUGAGGCCUUCGCGGCUGUGGGCCUGCAGGUGGACGCUGAGGCCGCCUGCGCAGAGCAGGUGCCCCACUUUCUCCUGCGGCCCACGUCCAUCCGCGUGCGCGAGGGCGCCGAGGCCACGUUCCGCUGUCGCGUGCGCGGCUCGCCGCCUAUGGCCGUGAGCUGGGCCAAAGACGGGCGGCGCUUGGGCUCGCCUGACGCCCCCAGAGUGCGCGUGGAGGCCAGCGGCGAGGCGAGCGCGCUGUGCAUCCAGGCAACGCGGGCCCGGGACGGCGGCACCUACACGGUGCGCGCCGAGAACCCGCUGGGCGCUGCCAGUGCCGACGCGGCGCUCACCGUGGACGCGGAUGCGGACGCGGCGGGCCCUCCCGGGGCCUCCACUGCUGCGCUUCUGGCGCACCUGCAGCGGCGGCGCGAGGCGAUACGCGCUGACGGCACCCCGGCCUCGCCACCGGGUUCUGGCACGCGCACAUGCACCGUGACUGAAGGCAAGCACGCGCGCCUCAGCUGCUACGUGACGGGGGAGCCAAAGCCAGAGACCGUGUGGAAGAAGGAUGGGCAGCUAGUGGUCGAGGGCCGGCGACACGUGGUGUACGAGGACGCCCAGGAGAACUUCGUGCUCAAGAUCCUCUUCUGUAAACAGUCGGACCGGGGCCUCUACACCUGCACGGCGUCCAACCUGGUGGGCCAGACUUACAGCUCCGUGCUGGUCGUCGUCCGAGAGCCCGCGGUGCCCUUCAGGAAGCGGCUGCAGGACCUGGAGGUGCGGGAGAAAGAGUCGGCCACGUUCCAGUGCGAGGUGGAGCUGCCGGCCACGGAGGCCGCGUGGUACAAGGAGGAGACGCGGCUGUGGGCCAGCGCCAAGUACGGCAUCGAGGAGGAGGGCACUGAGCGCCGGCUGACGGUGCGCAACGUCUCGGCCGACGACGACGCCGUCUACAUCUGCGAGACGGCGGAGGGCAGCCGCACGGUGGCGGAGCUCGCAGUGCAAGGCAACCUCAUCCGGAAGCUCCCGAGGAAGACCGCGGUGCGAGUGGGGGACACGGCCAUGUUCUGUGUGGAGCUGGCCCAGCCCGAGGACUCCGUCCACUGGCUGAGGAACCAGGAGGAGGUGGUGGCUGGGGGUCGCGUGGCCAUCACCACAGAAGGCACGUGCCACACGCUGACCAUCUCCAAGUGCAGCCUGGAGGACAUGGGCGAGGUGACCUUCAUGGCUGGGGACUGCCGGACAACGACACAGUUCUUUGUGUCUGCCCCUAGGAAGCCGCUGCUGCACGCACCUGAGGCCCCCGUGGUGAAGUCCAGGACAGAGUGCUCCGUGACCCUUGGCUGGUCCCCACCACCCCACGGGGACCGCCCUGUCCCCAUCGAUGGUUAUCUGGUGGAGAAGAAGCGGCUUGGCGCCCACACCUGGAGCCGCUGCCACGAGGCUGAGUGGGUGGGUGCGCAGGAGCUGACUGUGGCCAGCGUGUCUGAGGAGGGGGACUUCCAGUUCCGGGUGUCCGCUCUGAACAGCUUUGGCCACAGCCCCUACCUCGAGUUCCCAGGGACUGUGCACCUGACCCCCCAGCUUGCCGUGAGGACGCCCCUGAAGGCAGUGGAGGCUGUGGAGGGUGGUGAGGUGACCUUCUUCGUGGACCUCACUUUGGCCUCGGUGGGCGAGUGGUUCCUGGACGGGCAGGCCCUGAAGGCCAGCAGCAUGUACAUGAUCCGUCAGGACGGCACACGGCAUGCCCUCACCAUCCACUCAGUGUCCGCCAGCAUGCACGGUGCUGAGCUCAAGUUUGUGGCCAAUGGCAUUGAAAGCAGCAUCCGCAUGGAGGUCCGAGCGGCCCCAGGGAUGACCACCAGGCGUCCAGUCACAGCUGUGAGGGAAGUGCUGGCCCGGCUGCAUGAGGAGGCACAGCUGCUGGCUGAGCUGUCAGACCAGGCUGCAGCGGUGACAUGGCUGAAGGAUGGCCACGUGUUGCCACCAGGCCCCAAGUAUGAGGUGCAGGCCAUGGCUGGACAGCGGGCACUGCUGGUGCGGGAUGUGGUGCGAGAUGAUGCUGGCCUCUACGAGUGUGUCAGCCGUGGGGGCCGCAUCGCCUACCAGCUCCUGGUGCAAGGGCUCACUCCCUUUCUGCACAAGGACACUGCUGGUGGCUGUGUGGAUGCUGUGGCUGGAGGCCCAGCCCACUUCGAAUGCGAGACCUCCGAGGCCCAUGUGAGUGUGCACUGGUACAAGGAUGGAAUGGAGCUCAACCGCUCCAGCCAGCGCUUCUUGCAGGAGGACGUGGGUUCACGGCACCGGCUGGUGGCAACCUCGGUCACCAGGCAGGAUGAGGGUACCUACUCGUGCCGUGUGGGCGAGGACUCCGUGGACUUCCAGUUGCGUGUCUCUGAGCCCUCUGCAGUGUUUGCCAAGGACCAGCCAGCAUGCAGGGAGGUGCUGGCCAAGGCGGGGUCCAGUGCCACCCUGAGCUGUGAGGUGGCCCAGGCCCAGACAGAGGUGACGUGGUACAAGGACGGGAAGAAGCUGGGUGCGAGCUCCAACGUGCACGUGGAGGCCAAGGGCUGCAGCAGGCGGCUGGUGGUGCAGCAGGCGGGAAAGGCGGAUACGGGGGAGUACAGCUGCGAGGCGGGGGGCCAGAAGGUGUCCUUCCACCUGGACCUCACAGAGCCCUCCGUGGUGUUUGCCAAGGAGCAACCAGCACACAGUGAAGUGCAGGCCAAGGCAGGGGCCAGUGCCACCCUGAGCUGUGAGGUGGCCCAGGCCCAGACAGAGGUGACAUGGUACAAGGACGGGAAGAAGCUGAGUGCGAGCUCCAAUGUGCAUGUGGAGGCCAAGGGCUGCAGCAGGCGGCUGGUGGUGCAGCAGGUGGGGAAGGCAGAUGCUGGGGAGUACAGCUGCGAGGCCGGGGGCCAGAAGGUGUCCUUCUGCCUGGACGUCACAGAGCCCUCUGUGGCGUUUGCCAAGGAGCAGCCAGCAUGCAGUGAGGUGCAGACCAAGGCGGGGGCCAGUGCCACACUGAGCUGUGAGGUGGCCCGGGACAAGACGGAGGUGACAUGGUACAAGGAUGGGAAGAAGCUGAAUGCGAGCUCCAAAAUAUGCAUGGAGGCGAAAGGUUGCAAGAGGCAGCUGGUGGUGCAACAGGCGGGGAAAGAAGAUGCUGGGGAGUACAUCUGUGAGGCUGUGGGCCAGAAGGUGUCCUUCCACCUGGAUGUUGCAGAGCCUCCAGCUGUGUUUGCCAAGGAGCAGCCAGCACGCAGGGAGGUGCAGGCCAAGGGGGGGGCCAGUGCCACCCUGAGCUGUGAGGUGGCCCAGGACAAGACGGAGGUGACGUGGUACAAGGAUGGGAAGAAGCUGAGUGCGAGCUCCAAAGUGCACAUGGAGGCCAAGGGUCGCAACAGACGGCUGGUGGUGCAGCAGGCGGGGAAGGCGGACACCGGGGAGUACAGCUGCGAGGCCGGGGGCCAGAAGGUGUCCUUCCGCUUGGACGUCACAGAACCUACACUGGUGUUUGCCAAGGACCAGCCAGCACACAAGGAGGUGCAGGCCAAGGCAGGGGCCAGUGCCACCCUGAGCUGUGAGGUGGCCCAGGACAAGACGGAGGUGACAUGGUACAAGGACGGAAAGAAGCUGAGUAUGAGCUCCAAUGUGCACGUGAAGUCCAAGGGCUGCAGCAGGCAGUUGGUGGUGAAGCAGGCGGGGAAGGCGGACACUGGGGAGUACAGCUGUGAGGCAGGGGACCAGAAGGUGUCCUUCCACCUGGAUGUCACAGAGCCGGCUGCUGUGUUUGUCAAGGAUCAGCCAAUGAACAGUGAGGUACAGGCCAAGGUGGGGGCCAGUGCCACCCUGAGCUGUGAGGUGGCCCAGGCCCAGACAGAGGUGACGUGGUACAAGGAUGGGAAGAAGUUGAGUCCGAGCUCCAAAGUGCACGUGGAGGCCAAGGGCAGUAACAGGCGACUGGUGGUACAGCAGGUGGGGAAGGCGGACACCGGGGAGUACAGCUGCGAGGCAGGAGGCCAGAAGGUGUCCUUCCGCCUGGACGUCACAGAAACCUCCAUGGUGUUUGCCAAGGAGCAGCCAGCAUGCAGUGAGGUGCUGGCCAAGGCAGGGGCCAGUGCCACUCUGAGCUGUGAGGUGGCCCAGGCCCAGACAGAGGUGACGUGGUACAAGGACGGAAAGAAGCUGAGUACAAGCUCCAACGUGCACGUGGAGGCCAAGGGCUGCAGCAGGCGGCUGGUGGUGAAGCAGGCGGGGAAGGCAGACACUGGGGAGUACAGCUGCGAGGCAGAGGGCCAGAAGGUGUCUUUCCACCUGGAUGUCACAGAACCCUCUGUGGUGUUUGCCAAGGAGCAACCAGCACGCAGUGAAGUGCAGGCCAAGGCAGGGGCCAGUGCCACCCUGAUCUGUGAGGUGGCCCAGGCCCAGACAGAGGUGACGUGGUACAAGGACGGGAAGAAGCUGAGUACAAGCUCCAACGUGCACGUGGAGGCCAAGGGCUGCAGCAGGCGGCUGGUGGUGCAGCAGGCGGGGAAGGCAGAUGCUGGGGAGUACAGCUGCGAGGCUGGGGGCCAGAAGGUGUCCUUCCGCCUGGAUGUCACAGAGCCCUCCGUGGUGUUUGCCAAGGAGCAACCAGCACGCAGUGAAGUGCAGGCCAAGGCAGGGGCCAGUGCCACCCUGAUCUGUGAGGUGGCCCAGGCCCAGACAGAGGUGACGUGGUACAAGGACGGGAAGAAGCUGGGUGCGAGCUCCAACGUGCACGUGGAGGCCAAGGGCUGCAGCAGGCGGCUGGUGGUGCAGCAGGCGGGGAAGGCAGAUGCUGGGGAGUACAGCUGCGAGGCUGGGGGCCAGAAGGUGUCCUUCCGCCUGGAUGUCACAGAACCCUCUGUGGUAUUUGCCAAGGAGCAGCCAGCAUGCAGUGAGGUGCUCUGCAAGGCGGGGUCCAGUGCCACCCUGAUCUGUGAGGUGGCCCAGGCCCAGACAGAGGUGACGUGGUACAAGGACGGGAAGAAGCUGGGUGCGAGCUCCAACGUGCACGUGGAGGCCAAGGGCUGCAGCAGGCGGCUGGUGGUGCAGCAGGCGGGGAAGGCAGAUGCUGGGGAGUACAGCUGCGAGGCCGGGGGCCAGAAGGUGUCCUUCUGCCUGAACGUCACAGAGCUGGAGCCUGAGUCCCCUGCCCUGGAGAGACCUGGCCACAGGGAGCCUCUGGUCGUCAGGGAGCAUGAGGACAUUGUCCUGACAGCCAAGCUGGCCACACCCUCUGUGGCCGCGGUGACAUGGCUCAAGGACGGUGUGGAGAUUCGCCGAAGCAAGCGGCACGAAACAGCCAGCUUGGGGGACACCCACACCCUGACCAUCCACGGGGCCCAGACCCUGGACAGCGCAGUCUACAGCUGCCGUGUGGGCACGGCAGGGCAGGACUUCCCUGUGCAGGUGGAAGAGGUGGCCACCAAGUUCUGCCAGCCCCUGGAGCCUGUGAGCGGGGAGCUGGGGGGCACGGUGACGCUGGUGUGCGAGCUGAGCCCACCCCAGGCCGAGGUCGUGUGGCGCUGUGGGAGCACACAGCUCCGGGCUGGGAAGCGCUUCCAGAUUGAAGCCACAGGGCCCCGGCGCUGCCUCACAGUGUCAGGCCUGCGGCUGGAGGAUGCGGGGGAGUACACGUGCGAGACUCGCAACGACCGCACCAGCGCACAGCUCACCGUCAACGCCCCCCGCACGGUCAAGUUCACAUCAGAGUUGAGGGCGGUGGUGGCCGAGGAAGGUGGAGAGGCCACCUUCCAGUGCGUGGUGUCCCCGGGCGACUCGGCAGUCAUGUGGUUCCGGGACGGCGCCUUGCUGAAGCCCAGCCAGAAGUUUCUCAUCUCCCAAAGUGGCUCCAGCCACAGCCUGACCAUCUCUGGCCUGACCCUGGAGGACACUGGUCAGAUCACUGCAGAGGCUGAGGGUAUCCAGUCCUCAGCUACUCUCCGGGUGCGAGAGGCUCCGGUGCUGUUCAGAAAGAAGCUGGAACCCCAGACGGUGGAAGAGCGGAGCUCAGUGACCAUGGAGGUGGAGCUGACGCGGCCGUGGCCCAAUGUCAAGUGGACACGGAAUGCAGCCGUCCUGGCGCCAGGCAAGAACGUGGAGAUCCACGCGGAAAGCACCAGUCACCGCUUGGUUCUGCACUGUGUGGGUUUCGCUGACCGUGGCUUCUAUGGGUGCGAGACUCCAGACGACAAGACGCAGGCCAAGCUCACCGUGGAAAUGCGCCGGGUCCAGCUCGUGCGGGGCCUACAGGCGGUGGAGGUGUCCGAGCUGGGCACAGUCAGCAUGGAGGUGGAGCUGUCCCACGCUGACGUGGAGGGCAGCUGGACGCGGGAUGGCCUGCGGCUACAGCCAGGGCCAACGUGCCAGCUGGCCGUGCAUGGCCCCAUCCACACGCUCACGCUGUUGGACCUGCGGCCACAGGAUGGCGGCCUCGUCACCUUCAAAGCUGAGGGGGUGCACACGUCCGCGCGGCUCAUGGUAACCGAGCUGCCUGUGAGGUUCAGCCGCCCCCUGCAGGACAUGGUGGCCACAGAGAAGGACAAGGUGACCCUGGAGUGUGAGCUGUCACGCCCCAAUGUGGAUGUGCGCUGGCUGAAGGACGGUGUGGAGCUUCGGGUGGGCAAGACAGUGGGCAUGGUGGCCCAGGGUGCCUGUCGGAGUCUCAUCAUUUACCGGUGUGAGCUUGGGGACCAGGGCGUAUACGUGUGUGACGCCCACGACGCUCAGAGCUCAGCCUCCCUGAAGGUGCAAGGUCGUAAGGUCCAGAUCGUGAGGCCCCUGGAGGACGUGGAGGUGAUGGAGAAGGAGGGUGCCACGUUCUCCUGUGAGGUCUCGCUCGACGAGGUGCCGGCCCAGUGGUUCUGGGAGGGCACUAAGCUUCGGCCCAGUGACAACGUGCGCACCCGCCAGGAAGGAAGGAAAUACACUCUCAUCUUCCGGAGGGUCCUGGCAGAAGAUGCCGGGGAGAUCAAAUUUGUCGCAGAAAAUGCAGAAUCACGAGCACAGCUCCGAGUGAAAGAGAAGCCCGAUGGAGACACUCGGCAUAGCCAUCACUGGACAGUGAACCGGGCCAGCGUGGGCUGUUCUGCUGGAGCGUGGUGGGAGUCUGCUGGUUCGAGGCUGAAGAGCACCCACACCAGUUUGGGUGUGGGGUUUUGGAGCUCUGAGCACCCCCAACCACACCGGCCACACCCACAGAGCUGCCGGUGGCCAUCCUGCGGCCAUUGCGGGACAAGAUAG
Molecule: messenger RNA, 7515 nt
Organism: Neogale vison (American mink)
Lineage: Eukaryota; Metazoa; Chordata; Mammalia; Carnivora; Mustelidae
Product: obscurin-like
Exons: 27
Coding region: 1-7515 (2504 amino acids)
Molecular function (GO): protein binding
Source: RefSeq, a predicted model, not a curated record